CAGCGGCAGCGGCAGCAGCGGGCGGUUGCCCCUCAGCGGCUCCGGGGCCUUCUCCGACCUCACCGAGGACCUGCUGGACUGCGGGCCCGAAGCCUUCCUCAGGGAGCUGGAGGAGCUCCGGUCCGAGAACGAUUAUCUCAAGGAUGAGAUGGAGGAGCUGCGUGCGGAGAUGCUGGAGCUGCGGGAUGUUUACAUGGAGGAGGACGUGUACCAGCUGCAGGAGCUGCGGCAGCAGCUGGACCAGGCCGGGAAGACGUGCCGCAUCCUGCAGUAUCGCCUGCGCAAGGCCGAGCGGCGCAGCCUGCGGGCCGCCCAGACCGGCCACGUGGACGGGGAGCUCAUCCACAGCCUCGAGCAGGACGUCAAGGUGUCCAAGGACAUCUCCGUGCGACUCCACCACGAACUGGAGGCCGUGGAGAAGCAGCGGGCCAAGCUGGAGGAGGAGAACGAGGCCCUGCACCAGAGACUCGUCGAGACCCAGUUGGCCAAACAAGUGCUCCACAACGAACUGGAGAAACUGCGAGAGCUCUCACUGAAGAAACGAGGCACGCGUUCUCUGGGGAAGGCCGAGAAGAAGUCGUCGAUCCAGGAGGACAGCGCGGACCUGCGUUGCCAGCUGCACUUCGCCAAGGAGGAGUCGGCCCUGAUGUGCCGCAAGGUGACCACCCUGGCCCGGGAGAACGACAGCAUGCGCGAGGAGCUGCUGCAGUACCGCUCGCUGCACGGGGAGCUGGCCGGCCCCCUGACGGCCCGGGAGCUGGCCGAGGCCCCCCACGCCCGGGCCGCCGAGCUCAAGGCCCACCUGCAGCUGGUGGAGGAGGAGGCCACGCGGCUCAGCCGACGCGUGGUGGAGCUGGAGGUGGAGACCCGCGGGCUCCGGGCCGAGGCGGACGAGCUGCGGGCCGGCCGCGGGGACGAGGACCGCGACGGCGGGGGCGAGCCCGGGGGCCCGGCGGCCGGGGGGGAGUCGGGCGAGAGCGCGGCCGAGCUGAGGCGUCACCUGCAGUUCGUCGAGGAGGAGGCCGGCCUCCUGCGCCGCUCCCUGGCCGAGCUGGAGGGCCAGAACCAGGGCCUCGCCCGCGAGCUGGGCCGCUACCGGGCCGAGCGCCGGCCGGGGGACGAGGGGCCCCCGGGGGCCGAGGCCUGGCGGGAGGAGCUGGCCGCCGCCCGGGCGCAGGUGAGCGAGCUGAGCGGCAAGGUGAAGAAGCUGCAGUACGAGAACCGCGUGCUGCUCUCCAACCUGCAGCGCUGCGACCUGGCCUCCGGCUGCCCGGCCGCCCGCCCCGCCCUGGAGACCGACGCCGAGGCCGGGGACUCGGCCCAGUGCGUGCCCGCCCCGCCUUGGGCCCCGGGGCCCGGCGGGGACGGCGCCGCGGACCCCCGCCUCGCCCGGCUCCUGAAGGCCCGGGGGCUGGACGGGCUGCCCGGGGUCCGCGAGCAGGCCGCCUCGGUGGGCCGGGCCAUCGACGGGCUGAUGGCGGGCGCGGGCGAGCCGGACAACGGCGAGGCCCCCGGGGCCGGCGAGCCGGGCGGCGUCCCCCUGGGCCGGCUGGGUGCCCUGCGGCGGGAGCUGGACGCCCUCGUGCGCAGGGUGGACGGGCUCGCGGAUGACCUGAAGGAGCAGCUGGAGGAGCCCUUCUCCGACGGGGCGCCGGGCGAGGACCCUCCGGGCAACGGCUUUCAGCCGCCAGAGACCAGGUCUCCCCCGGCCUGGGGUCCGACCGGUUCCCGGAGUAGGGAGGGCUCCCACGGCUCCAGCGACGCGGACCCCAGGGCCGAACUCGCCCACGGGUGCAGGACUUGCCGAGCCGAGGAUGGAGACAACUACGCCACCGAGAUCAGAGAGCUGCAGUUGGUGCUUUCGGAGGCCCACGAGAGCCUGCGGGGCCUCCAGGCCCAGCUCUCCCAGGAGCGCCAGCUGCGCAAGGAGGAGGCCGAACACUUCAACCAGAAAAUCCUCCAGCUGAAGGCUGAACGUCACAAGGCGGCCCUGCGGCGGGAGUUUGAGGAGCAGAGCCUAAGCCUGCAGCGGCGGCUGGAGCAGAAGUUCUGGAGCCAGGCCGAGAACCUACUGGCCGCCCACGAGACCCAGCAGUUCCGGCACGGCCUCCUCCUGCUCGCCCUCAAGCUCAAGGCCUUCCUCAAGCGCUGGAGGCAGGGCGAUGCCCUGCACGGAGACGGAGACCCGGACGAUUUGCUGGAGGUGAGCAGCGUGAAGGAGCUCUACCUGCUGCUUGAAGAGGAGGAGAGGAGCCCUCAGCUCACGGACUGCGUGGGCAACGCCUGGACCCUGAAUUCCCCCAACGAGUGCGCCCAGACCCUGGCCGACCUGAAAGGGGUCCUGCGGGAGCUGUGCGGGGAACUGGGGGAAGAGCGGCGGGCCGCCUCCGACCUCCGCCAACAGUUCGCCAAGGCCAAGUCCGCCUGGGAGACCGAGAGGACCGAGCUCAAGUGCCACGUGGCCCAGCUGGAGCCGAAGGCCGGGAAAGGGUCGGGGGAGCGGACCCCUCCUGCGGACUGGAAGGCGGCCCAGAAGCGGGAGCGGGAGGAGCACCAGCAGCUGCUGGCCGAGUCGUACGGCGCCGUGAUGGACCUGACCACGCGGCUGCAGCGAAGCGAGAAGAACCGCGCCCGCGACCAGGGCGACCUGCUGCGGCGUCUGCAGGAGGAGCGGGCCCGCGCGGACCAACGCCUCCGCGACCUGCAGGCUCAGCUCAGUCGGCUGCAGAAGGAGGCGGAUUCCUGGGCCCUGAAGCGGACGGAGACGGAGACGGAGAAGGAGAAGGACGGCGGCUGGAAGGAGACCCUCAGCGAGAAGGACCACGAUAAAGAGACGGACGCUGAAUUUCAGGGAACCAACUUGAAGAGGACCAAGUCCAUCUCUUCCGUGUCCGAGUUCGAGAGCCUGCUCGGCUGCUCGCCCUAUCUCCCCGGCCAGGGGGACCCCCCGGAGGAGCCGGGGCCGUGCCGGGGGGCCGGGGGCCGGGCCCCGGAGCGGCCCGUCCGGCGCAGCCACACGGCCCCCGACAAGACGGGCAUCCGCAUCUACUACAGCCCGCCGGUGGCGCGCCGGGUGGGCUCCUCCGCCGCCGCCGCCGCCCCUCCCGGGUCGCGCGACGACCGGGUCCUCGCCGAGCCGGGCUUCCUGUUCACCUCGGCCAGGCCCCGGGGGCCCGGGGAGGCCGACCCGCUGGCCGGCAGCGCCUACGGCCGCUGGCUCUGCGACUUCUCCCGGCAGCGGCAGCUGCAGCAGCAGCGGGAGGCGGCCCCGGCCCCGGCCCCGGCCCCGCUGGGCGAGCUGGACCUGGCCAGCAACCUGAGCGACGACAUGAAGGAGAUGACCAACUGCGUGCGGCAGGCCCUGCGGUCCGGCUCCCUGGAGCGGCCGGCCCGCAGCGUGGCCUGCCAGACGGCGGGCCGGGCCAGCGUGGCCACCCAGACGGCCCGCAUGGUCAGCGUGGGGCUGCAGACGGAGCCCCCCCGGGGGCCGCUGGCCGGGCGGGGCUGGGCCCCCCGGGGGGCCCCGCUGGGGCCCGGCCGCCCCAAGCCCGCCUCGCCGGCCCUGGACCGCGUCCACGCCCGCAUCGAGCGGCCCUGCUGCCCGCCCAAGGCGGGCUCGCCCCAGCUGCGGCGCCGCUCGGGGCCCAGGCUGGACGGGCCCCGGGAGCGCGGGGCCGCCUGGGUCCCCCCGCCGCCGGGCAAGCAGAAGGGCUCGGCCUGGGCCCGCUCCACCACCACGCGGGACAGCCCCGUCCUGAGCGGCGUCAACGACGGCCUGUCCAGCCUGUUCAACGUGGUGGAGCACGGCGGCGGGCCCGAGGCCGGCGGCAAGGCCGGGCCGGCCGACGCGAGGGGCCGCCCGGAGCCGCCCCGCUACGGCCUGGUGCAAGAGUUCUUCCGCAGCGUCUGCGGCCGCCCCCCGAGCCCCCCGCCCGCGGCCGAGCCCGCCCCGGACGCCGGGGUCCGGGCCCAGGCCAAGAAAGCGUCGAAGCCCGGCGGCGGGGAGGAGAGCGGGGCCGUCAGCCCGCCGUCCGGCGGGAGAGAGGGCUCCCCGCGGGACCCGGACACUCCCCCGGCCCUCGCCUCGGAGGACUCCGUGUGCGGCUGCGGGGCUCAACCGUCGGCCUCCUGCUUCUCCCGGGCCCCGCGGACCCCCGGCCGCCCCGCGCCCUCCCCGUGCCGGCUGCAUCCCCCCGACGCCGCCCGGACCACCGACGAGAGGCCCGGCCCCUGCUCUGAGUGACCCAGUCCCCGCCUCCGGACCUCAGGUUGGCCCCGCCGCCGGCGCGGGGGACUGGACCGGAUGCCCGCCCGCGGUCCUCGGAGUGACCGUCGCGCCUCGGGGUUCGGAUGCCGCCCCGGGCCUCGGAUGGGCACGUCCAUGGGCCUGGGGGCGAGGGGGGACUGUGCCAGGGAGGAUCGGGCAACGCGUCGAACGAGGGGCCCUGACCACCCGCCCCGCUUCCCCGGACCACCCGCCCCUGCCCUGACCCAAAGCAGGGCACCCCAACUCUGUCGGGCACCGUUCGGACAAGGGGGCCCCUUCCCCUGCCCUGGAUGCCCGGGGUCUCAGAGGCAGGGAACACCAGCGCGGUGCGGUGACCGCUACCAUCGGAAGACCCUGGGAAUGGCCGGACUGGGUCCUCCAUCCAGCUGGGGAGGCGGGACGGUCCUUCUCUCCGGUUCCCGGGAGGUGCCCGCCCUUCCUUGGUUUCUUCCCGGCGAGGAACGAUGGAAUUAUCGCUUCGGGUACGGCGGGACGGGGGUCCCAAGCAUCAUCAGCUGGACCCCGCCGUGGGGACCGGCGUUCACUGCCAGACACCAAGCAGCCUGAGGGGGCCGGUUUCCCACCCCUUUCCGGGGCGAGGACCCUUCAAGGUCUCCGACCUGGUAUUAAUAAUUUAACUCACCCGAGAUCCUUGGGGUUAUUUAUUUGGAGUGGAAAGGCAUUCCCGCAGUCAGAGCCGUGGAAACCUGGAGGGAGAGCGCUGCUUCGGUCAUUUGUUCGGUGUUAUUUAUUGGGCGCCCGCCGUGUGCAGAGCACUGGAUUGGGUACCCACUGGGGGCAGAGGUCCGUACUGGGCACUUUCUGUGUGCUGAGCUCUGUACCGAGCGCCCACUGUGCGCGGAGAUCUGGAGUAGGUGCCCACUGUGUGGAGAGAUCUGGAGUGGGUGCCCGCUGUGUGCAGAGAUUUGGACCGGGCGCCUAGUGUGUGCAGAGCACUGGUCCGGGUGUCAGUGUGUGCAGAACUCGGAGGCGGGCACGUGCUGUGUGCCGCGCUCUGCAUCAGGUGCCCGCUUUGGACGGGGCACCUGGGUAUGGAGACCGCUGGUCCCGGGCGGAUACAGCGAGAGUGAGAGAUGGUAGAUAUUCCCUGCCCACUCCCUCUGGUGCUGCCCGGGAAGGGUCUCAGUGUAACUGUGGACUCCCUUCCCUCCCCCCGGAAGCCUGGGGUCAGUCCAUCCAGUCCGUCGCCCCCAUCCCCGGACCCAGGGUGGUCCCUUGUCCACCGGUCUCGGCCUGGGGGCUCGGACGACCCCAGCGGGAGGGUCUAGGCCACAGCCGGCCGUCGACCCCCGGCCCCCGGGGCUGGCAGCUUUCGGGCCGCUGGUUUGGAGGUCCCUUCCGCGGCCCCUGCCUGUCCCGCCCACCCGUAGCCCCCGACCGACCGGCACCCCGACAGGUGCACGCACGCACCCCCUUGUCCUUUGGCAAACUCUCCCUCCUGUUCCCGACCCUCCCCAGAGUUCGGCUCCGCAGCCAGGGUUGGGGUUCAGGGUCCUCCCGCAACCGUGGAGACCAAGGCAUCGGAGCUUCAGGGAUGGGACGGGAGGAAGCAACAGCAGCAGCCCCCCGCCCUGGUCCCCUGCCCCCCGGGGGACCACCCAACCCGCCGCCCGGCAGCCAGUCCGGCCCCACCAGGGCUUCCCGUGGAGGGGAUUCGCCGUGUCCACGUAUUCUGGGGUUGCCGUUGGUGUCGUCUACGCAGUCCACCUGCGUGUGCUCGGCGAGCGGCCGGGGGCUGACGCAAAACCCCCGGCCAGGGUCAACCCGAGAGGGCUCAAGGCGGUUGGGCCGGAGCAGAUUCUGGUGGCCUCAGGACCCCCCACCUCCCCCCGACCCCAGCCUCAGACAAGGAGGGCAGACGGGAGCCUCCGGUUGGGUUUUCGGGUGGCCUUUCCCCGCCAGGACAUUCUGGGGGGGUCCCGUCCCCAAGCCACCGCCCCCCACCCUCCGAUCACCAGCGGCGGGAGGGCAGGGGGCUGCCCCUCAGGGAAUUCCCAUCCCGAGGCACCAGACCAGACCCUCCUUGGGGCUGGGGGGUCGUGGGUCCUCCCAUCUUGGGCAGCCCCGGGAGAGCCCCCCUCGCCCCCUCAAACACCAGCAAUUAGCCCCAGGGUCAUCCGCCUUGCGGCCCCUCCAUCCGACCACCCCGUGCAUCCCCUCACCUCCGCGGAGGGCUGAAAAGGGGCGGGAGAGGAAGGAGACCCCAUCAUCCCUCUCUUCCUCCUGUUCAUCCCCAGCCUCCCUUCUCUUUCAUCCCUCCCAACUCCUCCUCUUCCUCCUCCUUCUCUUCCUCUGCCCUCCUCUCUGUGUUCCUCCAGCCUGCCAGAGGACACCCCUCUGAGCCCAAAUGGUGCCCCCGAGGCCUCUGGGUCCAGUCUCCCGUGCCCCCCGCCCCCAGCUUGGGACUGCCACCCUACGCGUACCGCACCUGUGUACCCAUUCUUCCUCUAGGCCGCCAAAGGCCUGUACACUCACGCUCCUGGCCUCACUCUAUAGCCCGUGCACAUCAUGCACACGGGUUUAUCAUCUGUGUGCGCUCACCCGGUGUACACGGCGCCCAUUCCACACCCUUACUGUUCACCCCGUGUACCCAGCCGUGCCAGCUCCUCGCUUUAGUGUGCUCUCCCUGGGUACCUAGAGCCCACUCCCCGCUGCAGUACACUCGCCCCGUGUACAUGACGCCUACUCCUCACCCCGUGAACGCAACACAGCCCUUGCGUGCCCCAUUCUGCCCCUGCGCCCUCUAUUUUGUAUCAUUUUCAAGUAAGAAGGACAACGCUCCGCGUAAUCUUUGGGCACGCUCGACUGCCCGCGUUUUUUGGGUCAAAUGGAGGCACAAACUACUCGUCCCAGCAGCCACUGGGGUAGCGGCUGUGGGGGAGACGCCAGCCCCCGUCCCCCCCUGGCCUCCCGACAGCCCCCCUCCUCCGCCACGGCCCCAACACCCCCAGCGCCUCACCACACCCACCCUCAUCCCGCCCAAGGCCCCGAGUCGCAGACCUACCGUCAGUGUGCCUGAGCUGCCGACCGGGCCCUCCUCGGUUUCCCCGAUCUUCGGUGUCGUUUGCGUGUUACUGUAUUUAUUGGUUUAUUUAUUUGGAGAAUUUUGAAGCGCGGAGAAGCCCCUUCAGCCAGCUAAGCUGCCCAAGGCCCCAGCCCGGGCCUGUUGGGCCAGCCCGGGAUCGCCCAUCCUGGACGGAUUUCCGGGCCCAGGGAGGGGCACGGAAUGGCCAUUUGGACUUUUCUGGGGUCCCGGGGGACACCCACCCUCGCUCACUGCCCUCCAUUCAAUGCUGCUCCUCUUCCUCCUCCCCACGGAGUCUUGCUCUCCCAGGCCUCCUGACCGACACGCACCUAAACCUGUCUGCCUGCCACUUCUACCCUUCUCAGACUCCUUCCAGCCCGGCCUCACGUCCUUCGGGGGUUGGCGGGAUGGCACAUGGGCCCGGUGCCCUUUUGCCAACAGAAAUGCCCCUUCUGCUGUGUGAGUGGGUGUUUUGGUGCGGGGGGGCGCGUCCUUUAAGCGGCGGCAGGAGCCCCGGGGUCUUCGGGGUGGGAAAGCCGCGGAACCCGGCCUCUCCCGCACCCUCACCCGCCGCCAUGGACCUUUGUAGAUAAGGACCCAAAUCGCCGGGCCCACAGAGCCUCCCUCGCCUCCUUCCCGCCUCCAACCCAAGGGAUACGAGGUGGGCGUUGCUUGGUUUUCCGGGCCUGGUGACGGCAACUAGCCACAUUGCUGAGGGGAAUCCGGGUGGGAGGAACUGAGGGGGCGGGUGGACAGGGACAGAGGGGUGGGCCUCUGACCCUGAAAGCACCUCCCUUUCCCCCCAUCCCUGAAAACCCUGAAAUAUCACCUACAGGAAGGGACGGGGGGCCCAGAAGCCCACUGACUCAGCGGAGUGGGGAGGGGGUCAGUCAUAUCUACUGAGCACUUACUGUGUGCGGAGCACCGUGCUAAGCGCUUGGACCAGUCCAUGUAACAGACACAUUCCCUGCCCACGGUCCGCGCCCUUGGGAGCCCGGUGGGCUUCUUCAGUUCUUUAACCAACGGCAUCUCCCGAGCACCUACUGCGUACAGAGCACUACGCCGAGAGCUCGCGGGAUGACGGGGGGAGAAGAGAUGACCCCUGCCCUCCGGGGGCUCACCGUCCCGCUCUUCCGGGGUCACAAGGACACCCAGGGGGAGGCCGCAACUGGGGAAGGGGCACGGGGAGGGGGAGGCCUCACUCUCCUCCCGUCACACGCCUCGUCCCCACCUCCUCCCACCCCAACCCACCACCAUGGUGCCAGCAAAUCGGUUUGGGGCCUACCACCAGGCCUGCCGUCUCGCCAAGAGGACCAACACAACUGUGACAGACACACACACACUGUCUCCCACCCUUUCUCUCUACCUCUUUUGUCUUCCCUCUUCUGUCUCCCCCCACCUUUCUCCCUCCCUCCGUCGCUCUCUUUUUCUGUGUGUCUCUGUCCCUCUCCCCCCCCGCAACUUCCAACUGGGGUCUUUGGAGAGGACCCCUUCCCCCGCCAAUCCCCACCCCGUGUCCCUGCCCAGGAUAAGGGGACGACAUUUGAAGCGAGCGGUCCCCUCUUCCCCGACCAGCGCCGCCACUGUAGUCGGCAGGGGCUUUCCGACCCGCCGUUCCUGAAAGGUUUUUCCUGGUUGUACAGCUGCAAUAAAGGACUU
Molecule: messenger RNA, 8972 nt
Organism: Tachyglossus aculeatus (Australian echidna)
Lineage: Eukaryota; Metazoa; Chordata; Mammalia; Monotremata; Tachyglossidae
Gene: MTCL2
Product: suppressor of glucose, autophagy associated 1
Biological process (GO): regulation of autophagy; insulin receptor signaling pathway
Source: RefSeq, a predicted model, not a curated record